UCUCUCUUCUCCUCCGUUCACCUGCGAUCGGCGGAUGCAAGUCACACACGCUCCCUCCCCUCCCUCCCUUCCCUCCCUUCGCUCUCUCUCCUUUCUCCCUCCAAGUUCUCAAAGAACAAACAAGCCGCCGCACCCGCAGCACCCGCAGCUCCGCGCGGGGCAAAGGAGAGCGCCAGCCGAGGGGUGCGCGGCGCCGCGGAGGGCUCCAGUCACCACCAGCCACCACCACAGACCCCCCCGCACCGAGCCGGGAACCUGCAGCGGGGAGAAAGUUUUCCGAUCGCUCUCCUCGCGGUUUUCUCCUCCUCUCUCUCCUCCCUCUCCUCCUUUUUUUUUUCUAUCCCUUUCCUUUUUUUUUUUUUUUUUUAAUUAUUUUUUGCACGGCGGUCGCUACCUCGACACGAACGGGCUUCGCCUCGCUCCGCUCCCCGUCCUCCCGGGCUUCGUCCUCUCCUAUAUGUGAUUCCUUUUUCACUCCUGGCGCCGGUGGAAAAUAAAAAAGCUACUUGAAUGUACAGCAUGAUGAUGGAGACGGACUUGCACUCCCCCGGCGGAGCCCAGGCCCCCACGAACCUCUCGGGGCAGACCGGAGCGGGAGGAGGUGGUGGCGGCGGCGGUGGCGGCGGCGGCGGCGGAGGGGGGAACAAAGCGAACCAGGACCGGGUCAAGAGACCCAUGAACGCCUUCAUGGUGUGGUCGCGGGGCCAGCGACGAAAGAUGGCCCAGGAGAACCCCAAAAUGCACAACUCGGAAAUAAGCAAGCGCCUGGGGGCCGAGUGGAAAGUCAUGUCGGAGGCCGAAAAGAGACCCUUCAUCGACGAGGCGAAGCGGCUGCGGGCGCUGCACAUGAAGGAGCACCCGGAUUAUAAAUACCGGCCCCGGCGGAAGACCAAGACCCUGCUCAAGAAGGACAAGUACUCGCUGGCCGGGGGGCUGCUGAGCGCCGGCUCGGCCGGAGGAGGCCCGGCCGGCGUCGGAGUGGGCAUGGGCGUCGGCGUCAGUCCCGGCGGCGUCGGGCAGCGGCUGGAGAGUCCCGGCGGCACGGCCGGCGGCGGCUACGCUCACAUGAACGGCUGGGCCAACGGCGCCUACCCGGGCUCGGUGGCGGCGGCAGCGGCGGCAGCGGCGAUGAUGCAGGAGGCGCAGCUCGCCUACGGCCAGCACCCGGGCAGCGGGGGACACCCGCACCAUCCGCACCCCCACCACCCACACCACCCGCACAACCCGCAGCCCAUGCACCGCUACGACAUGGGCACUCUGCAGUACAGCCCCAUCUCCAACUCUCAGGGCUACAUGAGCGCCUCACCCUCGGGCUACGGCGCCCUGCCCUACGGCUCCCAGCCCCACCAGAACUCGGCGGCGGCUGCGGCGGCAGCGGCGGCGGCGGCGGCCGCCUCUUCGGGGGCGCUGGGCGCCCUGGGCUCUCUGGUGAAGUCGGAGCCCAGCGUGAGCCCGCCCGUCACCUCACACUCGCGGGCCCCGUGCCCCGGGGACCUGCGGGAGAUGAUCAGCAUGUACUUACCGGCGGGAGAAGGCGGGGAUCCUGCGGCAGCAGCCGCCCAGAGCAGGCUUCACUCUCUGCCCCAGCACUACCAGAGCGCCAGCACGGGGGUGAACGGCACCGUCCCCUUGACGCAUAUCUGAGACCCUGCCGCCCUCCGGCACUGGCGCCGGGAGUGGCGGAGGAAGGCGCGGGCACCGGCAUCGGCCUGGCCACCGGCCCCGGCCGCUGCCACCGCCUGCUCCUGUCCCGCCCGCCCGCCCGUGCCCCGGCCCCGCUACAGGCCCCGCUCCCGGGAUCCCCCCUCUUAUUUUUGCCUCUCGCUUCCCUUCCCUCCCAGCCUCCCCUGCCCCUCUUCUUUUAUGUUUUGGUUUUUUUCUUUCUUCCUUCCUUUUUUGUACAGAAAUGUUUUGAUGUUCUUGUAAUAAUAAUAAUAAAUAAUAAUAAUAAUAACGAGAGAGAAAAAGGUAACGGUUGCUUUACUUACCUUUUUUUUUUUUUUUAGAAGAACUAGUUUAUGAAACCAGUUUUAGACUGAACUUCUGUGUUUUAUCGAGACUUUUUGUACAGUAUUUAUCAUCACCCAAGAGACAUAGAGCGUUUAUUUGCAAAAGAGGAGUGGGAAAGGGAAAAAAAUACUACGGCGAAAAGGCGAAAAUUGUCUAUAAUAACCACACAAAGUUGUUGUAGGUGAUGCCAACUUUUAUACCGCGCGGAACCGGUACAAUUUCGGUCACGGAUCGCUUCUUGCGAGGGCUUUUUAUUGCCUAAUUAACUCUAAGUUGAUGGGGAAACAGUUCUCAUUUAUUACUCAUGUACUAAGGCGAACCCAAAACAACACUUAAAAGUUUUCUGUAGAUGUUCUAGCGUUUUUGUUUUCUGGGGUUAUUUUUUUUAUUCAUUUCGUUAUUUAUACAACUUUUUUUU
Messenger RNA from Neopsephotus bourkii (Bourke's parrot), 2428 nucleotides. It is a transcript of the gene SOX1, whose product is annotated as SRY-box transcription factor 1. Gene Ontology annotation, molecular function: DNA-binding transcription factor activity, RNA polymerase II-specific; RNA polymerase II cis-regulatory region sequence-specific DNA binding. The record is from RefSeq and is a predicted model, not a curated record. NCBI's taxonomy places the organism in Eukaryota, Metazoa, Chordata, Aves, Psittaciformes, Psittacidae. The transcript has a single exon. Gene Ontology annotation, biological process: anatomical structure morphogenesis; regulation of DNA-templated transcription; cell differentiation. The coding region runs from base 511 to 1644 and encodes 377 amino acids.